UUCCACUUAUCUUGGAUACGGGAACUUUCUUUUUUUUUAGGGGGUUGCCUUCCAAAAAGUUUGGAAAUCAUUGCGCAGUCUUGUUAAUACAGUGGACCAAUACAAUUUCGACCAAUCGUAAAGAACAUACGCCAAUAUGGCGGUACAACUUACGACCAAUGGGAUCCUUACCUAUUGGACAGAAUUAUUUACGUUUACACCUUCGAGUUGCACGGACAAUAUAUUGUAUUGUUAUGCGUAGAAGUACGCGUGUGCUCGAUCGUGUGCGAAGUUUUUCAUUUAUUGUUUAGAAGUUUGUUUAUUGAUGUUUCUUUAAAGAAAGGAUUUAUAUUUAUUUUUACAGUUCACUUUGAUCGGGCAUUAUAAACGAUAUAUACAUGUAUACAUAUAUUUCUUAGCUGUUAAUGUAUAUACAAAGAAAGUUAGGUUAAGUCGUUCAAAGUAGUAUUGUCAGAAACACAAAGAAAAUAUUCGUGCACAAUGGAGACCGAUAUAGUUGGCUGGGAAAUAGUAACAAAUAAUGUUGAAAAUAGAAUGAUAAAUAUGUCUUUGACGCAUAAAUUGAUACCGUACAGAAAAUUGAAACGCAGAACUAAAGCGAUGAAUAUUGCAAUUAAACAGUACCACAAAAUGAUAACGUACAACAACUAUAUUAAAAUUAAAACUUCUAUACUGCGGAAUAUAUCGGAUGAUAAUCAAACCGACGACAGUGUUACUUUCUCAGAUGACGACUACAAUAACGUGUACGAUUCUAGGUUAUCUUUAAAAAGAUAUAUGAGGCGGCGAAGGUCUGCAAGAACCUCAGACGAUUCUUACGAAAUAGGAUAUGAUGGGGAAGAAAAUGAUAUUUUUCGCGAUGCAGUAAAUAGAGAAAGAAGUAUCAAAAAGUCAAAGAAUAAAUCUUCAGAAAUUGUGAACGUAGGUUGGCAGGAUGUCAUUAAAAAAAAAAAAUGUACCAGUCCACUGUUUUUUGAAAAAGGGUACGUUCAGAAAGACAAGCAACAUAAUUUAAAUAUACCUGAUAAGAAUGCUAAAGAUACUACGUAUCAAAAGACCAAAGUGUCAGCGAGCGAUAAAACAUGUAUUACAGAGAAAAUUAUAGAUCCACCUGUUAAAGCAAUAGAUUCAAAAACCAUAGCGCACAGUAUUACUCCACCAAAGAAAGUAAGAAGAAACAGCAUUAAAUCAAUAAAAAAAACAGAUUUAGUAACGAAUGAAAUCGAUGAAAGACUUCAACCGAUAGAAAGUUGUUAUAAAAUAUGUGAAAGGAAUUCAGCGCAGAAAAGAAAAAAAAAAAAUUUAAUGCCUCUGUUUGAUGACAGUAAUGCAACCCAAAUUGAUAAUGAUUCUUCUACUAAUAUAAAAGCGCAGUUAGAUCAGAAUCAAUCUAAUUGUUUCACCUCAAAACCAAAUAUUCAACAGUCUUUGGAUGUUGGCAGUACAAAUCACCCAAAAGAUUCAGGUAUUGAAGAAGAUACAGAAGAAGAAGUCCCGGUACGUGCAGAGAGAAUUCAUAAAAAAGGACAUAAGAAGAUUCAAAAAGCUUGUCAAAGUAUGGAAGUUACUUCUAGUUUAGAUUGUCGAAAUAACUCUGAAGCAAAAACAACUCCUGACGGUAAUUUGAUGUCCGAUGAUAACGAUGUGUUAGAUAAUAUGAUAUCAGAGGAUCGUGAUACAUCGGAUAAAAUGGUAUCCAAUGAUUCUGGUGCAUCGGAUAAAAUGAUAUCCAAUGGUCAUGAUGUAUCAAAUGAAAUGGUAUCUGAUUGUCAUGACACGUCAAAGGAAGUAGAAUCCAAUGAUCGCAAUACACUGGAUGAAACGGUAUGCGAUGUUCAUAGCACAUCAGAGAAUGUAGGAUCCAACAAUGACAAUAGAUCGGAUAAAAUGGUAUCUGUUUGUCAUAACACAUCGGGAGGAGUGGAAUCGGAUGAUCACGAUAUGUCAGAUAAAAUGAAAUCCAAUGACCACGACGCAUCAAGUAAAAUGGACUCUCAAGAUACAACAGUGGUUACAACUGAAAUUGUGGAUGAUGGAAGAAAGCAACAAGACAGUGUACAAAAGCAAACAAGACUGCAACCCAAAGUAACUUCUACAGAAAUUAUUAAUAAAAAGUAUAGAAUCGUAUCAUGCAAUUCAUCGCUGCUGGAUGAUUGUUCAGAUUCCGAAUUAAGCAUGAAAUAUGAUUCCAAUGAAAAAUUAUCGAAAUCUGUGGCAACAGAGAACAGUAUGGAAGACAGUAUGUCACCUCUGAGCAAGAAACGUUUACAACAAUUAAGAAGAUUAAAUUUAACUAUGGACAGCGAGUCUAGCCUCAGCGAAGACGAUGACGCGUGUUGCAACACAGAAAAUAUGAGGGACAAGUUACUCAAACGUUCUGAAGAGUCUUGCAAUUCCUCAAUCAAUGAAGAUGAAAAUAUAAAUUUCAGGAGUCCUGUGUUGAUCAAAUUUGAUAAAAGUAUAACACGUAGAAAUUAUAAGCUUAGAAAACAUAAAGAGAAAGAAAAUUCAUGUUCAUUUAUGGUACACGAGAAACGCGCCAAAAGUAAAAAUUUGUCCCACAGUGAAGAAUUCGGUCAAUCGUUGAAAUUUGCAGAUUCUAAUGAUACUUUGACGCAGUGUACGCCUACUCGGAAUAAGUCUUGCUCGAAAAACGAUCGGCAUGAAAGAAUUUCAGAAAACUCUUCGACAAAUAUUAUGUACUAUUCGGAUAAAGAACGCAACAGUUUCAAACAAUAUUCAACAAUUACAGACGAAUCGUUACAAGACGAUGACGAAGUAAAUAAAAAUUCAGCAAUUGAGAAAGCUGUAAAUAAAGAUCCAACAGUAUGCAGUAGACCAUGCAAUUUACAACAAUUAAUAGAACGCGAUAAUUUAGUCUUUGAGACUACUGCACCUUCCAUUACAUGGGAAGAUCUACACAAAGAUGAGAUCUUUCUUAUAGACAUUCCUACUAAGAUGUUAAAAAAGCGAUUGAAGGGGAAAAAAUUAGUCUUAAAAGGAAAGAAAUUAAAACUUGGAAAGUACAGAUAUAAAGUUGCUUACAAAGAUAUAGAUCACAUGUCUUGUGUUUUUAAUAGUGGUAAAUCUCGCAGGCCUUACAAAGCAGUUAAUGUUAAAUCAGUGCUGAGAGUUGUAGCGCAUGAAAAAAUAUUUAAAAAACGAAAAUUAAGUCAACAUGCAAAUGAGACAGUAAACUGUGCAGACUAUGCGAACUAUGCAGAUAAAUGCCAUAAAAAGCAUAAAUUUAAGAAAAAGCAAUAAAAAUUCAUCAAAUAAAGUACACACGUCUCGCGGGCUUAAAAAAUAAAAUACUCUGAUCUUUUAAAUAAGAAUGAUGACUAGAAUUCAGCAUGAAACAUUUAAGAGUUAUACGAACCUACUUCAUUAGAUUUAUUCUAUUAGUUUUUGUAAAUUUUUAUUCGAGUAAUAAAUUAAUUUUUUUCGUUCAUACGAUUUUUGAGAGAUUAAAUAAAUUCGAAUAUUUAUUUAACGAGACAAUAUUUUUAGUGGGCAGCGUGUAACAAAAACAAUUUGUCUAAUAAGGAAAUUUAAUAUAAUAAGAGUAUUUUUAGAUAAGAACGCAGUUUUGUGCUUUAUGCGUGAAACUAAGGAAUAAUAUUGCUGGAGAGAUUAUACUACCUGAGACUACUUGCUGUUUGCGAAUGGGAAGUUUAAAAUGACUAGUCGUCACGUGCAGCCGACCAAUGUCGAUCGUUGCCGAGUAGUACCGAAGCUAUUAAACGAAAAUAAGACGAUUUUAGAUACUAUUUACAAAGUGG
Molecule: messenger RNA, 3779 nt
Organism: Colletes gigas
Lineage: Eukaryota; Metazoa; Arthropoda; Insecta; Hymenoptera; Colletidae
Exons: 5
Coding region: 481-3261 (926 amino acids)
Source: RefSeq, a predicted model, not a curated record